AUGGGAGGCCAGACGCAGACGCUGGUGAAAGGCGUCCGCUCCCGAUUCGUGACCCGCUCGCCGCCGCGCGCCUCCUCCAGUGCACGCGACCACCACCUCUUCGCUGUCGCCGCGCGCGUCCUAAGGCUAGAGGCCUCCUCCUCUUCCUCCACCACCUACCUAUGGAACAGGCUGCUGGGCCUCUUCUCCCGCAAUGGCCCGCCCGCCCUCGCCCGCAGGCUGUUCGACGCAAUGCCCGAGCGGGACACCGUCUCCUACAACACCCACAUUGGGCGCCUCUCCCGCUCGGGCUCCGCCGCCGAGGGCGCCCGCGCCUACUCGCGCAUGCUACGCGAGGACGGCGGCGUGCGGCCUGACGGUACCACCCUUUCAGUUCUCCUCGCGCUGCCGUGCGCUGGGGCGAGCCAUGGCCUCGUCCGGCAAGUGCACUCCCACGCGGUGCGGCUCGGGCUCUGCUCGAAUGCGUUCGUGGGAACAGCUCUGGUGCGCGCAUAUGAGCAGCGGGGGGACACGGGCGCCACCACCGCCGUGUUUCAGGAGGUUGUCGAGCCAGACGCCGUGUGCUGGAAUGUGAUGACCGAUGCAUGCACGCGGCGCGGGAGCCUGCCGCGUGCUGUGGAGAUGCUGUCGAGGAUGCGCAGGGCUGGAGGCGUUACCGACGGGUUCACGCUGGCGAGCUUCUUGAAGGCGUGUUGUUCGCGUGAGGACAAUAUCAGCCUCGGCUUGCAGCUCCAUACAUGGGCCUGUAAGAUUGGGGUUGACUCAGAGACGGCCAUCUGCAAUGCUCUUAUCACCAUGUACCUGAAAUGUGGCGCAGAGACUAAUUCAGCUGCCCAAGUCUUCCAAAGAACAUCCGAGCCCAACAUAAUCACUUGGACGUCUAUGAUUUCUGGGUACGUUCAGAACGGCCUUGCUGUGGAAGCAGUGAGCUUCUACAAAGAGAUGGUGAAGGCUGGGGAAAGGGAGAAUGACUACUGCUUCACCUCGGUGCUCUCGGCAUUUGGCGCCCUUGCAAGCCUUGAGCAUGGAAAGAUGGCGCAUUCUCGUGUCAUGAAGUCGGUGUUUUGCUCGGACACAAUUGUCGGGAACGCCCUCCUUGACAUGUACUUCAAGUGUGGCAGCUCGUCGGAUGCUGGGCUUGUUUUUCACACGAUGCAGGUGCAUGAUGUGGUGUCGUGGACAACUAUGAUCGUCGGCUUUGGGCGUCAUGGCGAGGCCAGGAAAGCUGUUUUGUGCUUCAGAGAAAUGGUUCAUGACGGGUUUAGGCCCGAUGGUGUCACAUUCCUGGCAGUCCUUUCUGCAUGUAGCCAAGGGGAUCUUGUGGACGAAGGGCUUGCGGUUUUCCGCUCCAUGGUUGAGGAUCACCAUGUUAAGCCACAGAGGAAGCAUUGUGCAUGCUUGGUUGAUCUUCUAGGACACGCUGGGAGGCUAAAAGAAGCAGAGACAUUGAUUACAGCAAUGGGAUUGGAAAUGGAUUCAUUGGCAUGGGAGUCACUCCUAGGUGCUUGCGGCUUGCAUGGAGAAGUCGAGCUGGGGAAGAGGUCAGCAGGGAAGGUCAUGGAGCUAGAGCCAUGGAAUUAUGGCCCUUAUGUUUUGCUGUCCAAUAUGUAUGCUGAACAAUGUCAAUGGCGUGAAAAGGAGGUGUUGAGAGAGCGGCUUGAUGGCAGUAAUGUCAGGAAGGGUGCCGGUCACAGCUGGUUCUCAGUUUCAGAAGCUAGCUGA
Lolium perenne is the source of this 1722-nucleotide messenger RNA. Its product is annotated as pentatricopeptide repeat-containing protein At4g33170-like. The record is from RefSeq and is a predicted model, not a curated record. Gene Ontology annotation, molecular function: RNA binding; protein binding. Gene Ontology annotation, cellular component: intracellular membrane-bounded organelle. Gene Ontology annotation, biological process: RNA modification. Lineage: Eukaryota; Viridiplantae; Streptophyta; Magnoliopsida; Poales; Poaceae.